UAUAAGGCAUUAAUUGUCAAGAAAACUUCUAGAAAGUAAGACUUAUAAAAGAAAAAGCUUUGUUCUAACGAAGCUAGAAUUGCUAAGUAGAAAUAGUGGUGGUCUGGACUGAUCCACUAUCACCUUCAUUCGUUGCUUCUCUGGGCUUAUGGACAGUAUUCGUUAAGCCUCCCUCACAGAAAGGACCUUAUUUUAUUUGCUUGUACGCCGAUUAAGUGGUUUAUAUUUUCAAAUUUCGGAGUUUUUUUCCAGUGCAUUAAAAAUGGUGAAAGUGCCAAGUGUAAAACUCAAUAAUGGACUUGAAAUGCCGGGUUUUGGACUGGGAACAUUCCUUUCCAAACCCAAUGAAGUAGCUGAAGCAGUAAAAUAUGCCAUUGACACUGGUUAUCGUUACAUCGACACAGCUUUCUUCUAUGGGAAUGAACACGAAGUGGGCUUGGCCAUAAACGAAAAAAUAUCAAGCGGAGACGUUAAACGUGAAGAUAUUUUUCUAACAACAAAACUUUGGUGUAUUCAUUACGAUCCUUCCAGAGUUGAGUACGCUUGUAGGAAGUCAUUGGAAAAUCUAGGGCUAGACUAUAUUGACCUAUAUUUGAUUCAUUUCCCUAUGGGAUUCGCUUACGUUGAUGAUGCCACGCCUAUACCCAAAGCAGAACGGGCAACUUUCGUAACGACAAAUGACUAUGAUUGUGUGGACAUCUGGAAGCCAAUGGAACAACUUGUGAAAAAGGGGCUGGUCCGAAGUAUCGGAAUUUCAAACUUCAAUGCUGACCAAACUGAAAGAAUUUUAGGAAACUGUGAAAUUAAGCCAGUUGUAAAUCAGUUCGAGUGUCAUAUUGAACUAAAUCAGAAGAAACUUCGUGAGUUCUGUAGGAAGCGAGACAUUGUAGUAAUCUCAUAUUGUCCUUUGGGUCGACAUAACUCCGCAGCUAAGAAACCAGCUUUUCUUUAUGACGAGCGAACUAAAGCAAUUGCGAAAAAAUAUAGUAAAACCCCAGCCCAGGUUGCUAUCCGCUAUUGUCUCGAACUAGGAACUAUCCCCAUUCCGAAGUCAGUGACAAAAUCACGAAUCGAAGAAAAUUUCCAGGUGUUUGACUUUGAACUAUCUCCAGAUGAUAUGAAGAUUUUGGAAGAACUCAAUACUGGUGUCCGCGUUUGUAAUUUCAGUAUGGUCGACAAAAGUCAUAAACAUUAUCCAUUCAAAACUGAAUUUUGAAUUUGUCACAACGAUCAAAGAGUGAAGGAAUUAUUGUGGUGGAGGGGAUGUAAAAUAAAGCGAGAAAAGUUGAGUUGGUGCAGAGAGGAAAUG
Molecule: messenger RNA, 1309 nt
Organism: Hermetia illucens (black soldier fly)
Lineage: Eukaryota; Metazoa; Arthropoda; Insecta; Diptera; Stratiomyidae
Product: 1,5-anhydro-D-fructose reductase-like
Exons: 6
Coding region: 263-1216 (317 amino acids)
Molecular function (GO): oxidoreductase activity
Source: RefSeq, a predicted model, not a curated record